Messenger RNA from Octopus sinensis (East Asian common octopus), 472 nucleotides. RefSeq lists its product as uncharacterized. The coding region runs from base 110 to 457 and encodes 115 amino acids. The transcript is spliced from 2 exons. The record is from RefSeq and is a predicted model, not a curated record. Lineage: Eukaryota; Metazoa; Mollusca; Cephalopoda; Octopoda; Octopodidae.
UGCGCUCCACUUAUGUCCACGUCUACCGAGAUUUAUUGGUUAAAAACGAUUAUAAAAACGAAGACAAGCCCUCAGCUUUCUAGUUUUGUUGUGUCAUCAGCAAGAUAUCAUGAGAUCCUUCUUCAUUCUUACGGCCCUCGUGGUGCUGGCCGUUGAAGCUGCUUCAAUCGGCAAGCCAGGAGAUAAGGAUAAACUGGCGAAACUUCAGAAGGAUGUGUCACAUAUUAUGAAAACUGUGGAUGCGAUGCAGGAGCAUCUGAAUGAUGUACAUAUUUACUUUCAUGGUCUGCCGACAGGCGUCGGUUCUCAUGGUGGUCACCGUAUACACGGUACUCCUUUUGGCCAACAUCAUCAUCAUAAAUUUACGCAUUUCCACAGCUUCCAAAAAGGUAAGUUAAUCGAACUAUUUUAUCUUAUUACGACUGUUGUUUUGGCAGCGAACUGGAAGAAUCGUUAAAAUUUUGCCGGGCAA